GCAAAACAUUCAAUGGGGUAUAUAUGCCAUCAAAAGAGGUAGAUGGUGUUCUUCAUGAGUUCCAAUCAAAAGCUACACAACACACAUUCAUCUCUCUCUCUCUCUCUCUCCCCAAGUCUAAUUUCCCAAUUCAAUUCUUACCAUUAUAAGACCUUGUAACUGUAAAUCCUCUCCUUCCAUACAUGGCACAUAUAUAGCAUUUAUUUCCCAAUCAAUAAACAUUAUUAAAACCAAAUCUCUUCAUCAUCACCCACAAGGUGGAAAGUCUGACAUCAAUACUCCUUCACCAAUACUAGAACCAUGUGAUCUCUCUCUUUCUCUCUCAAAGUUCAACAAUCAUCUUUGUUUCUCAAAAGCAAUGGAAGAUCAAAAGCACACUGAUCUUGAAUUAGAUCUAAACCACUCCGAUAAAGGGUCGAAACCAGAACUCAACCUCAUCGAAUCUUUCAACAUGGAUUCAUCGCCUAAAGAUCAUCAAUCAUUCAACUGCAAUGAGGCCGAACCAAGAGUAUUUUCAUGCAACUAUUGCCAAAGAAAGUUUUACAGUUCACAAGCACUCGGAGGCCACCAAAAUGCACACAAACGAGAGCGAACACUCGCAAAGCGAGCACAUAAUAACAAGAUUGUCAAGAUUGAUCAACUCGGUUCAUACCCACAACGGUUUUCGAGCUUGGCUUCUCUGCCUCUUCAUGGCUCAUUCAAUAGGUCUCUUGGUAUUCAAGUCCACUCUAUGAUUCAGAAACCAACUUACUUUCCAUCUAAUGGUGUGUCUGGGCAUCAUGGGUGGUCUAGAAAGGCUAUUAUUGAUCAACAACCGGCCAUCGGGCGGCUGCCGGAGAUGCUGGUGGGACCCUCAUCGAGUGGCGGCGCCGCUAGGUUUGAUGGUGGUCAGAAGUUUUCCCCGGCGGUGGUUGGAGGUGAUGGAAUGGGAGGAGGAUUUAGUCGUUUGAAGACUAAUCAUCAAGAUGAGUUGCAAAAGCUAGACUUGUCUCUCAAGCUCUAAAAUAACUAGGUUCUGUCUUUUUGUUUCCCAAUUUUUGCUUGCCCUUCUAAUUUUAAUUUAUUUUUUUCAUUAGUUUUUAGAGCUUUUUUUUUUUUUUUCCCUUAUAAUCUUUUUGAGAAGCUAUUUAUUAUAGGAAUUGGUGUAAAUUUAUUUAUUUUUUGGUUGGUAUUAUUCACUUUGGCCUUGAUUAAA
This is a messenger RNA of Camellia sinensis, 1195 nucleotides long. Its product is annotated as zinc finger protein 1. The record is from RefSeq and is a predicted model, not a curated record. Gene Ontology annotation, biological process: negative regulation of abscisic acid-activated signaling pathway. Lineage: Eukaryota; Viridiplantae; Streptophyta; Magnoliopsida; Ericales; Theaceae.